GCAGCCCCGGCGCGCGGUGGUGACGUCAGGAGGCGGGCGUCGCGCCACGGGUCGGGCUGGAGCGGGCUGAGCCACAGGCUUUGACACAACCUCAUGAAGGGCCACAUCAACCCCCAGCCCACAAAUGUGCUCUCAGAAACCUGCAGGAGACCGCCGGGGGCUACACUGCCCUCCAGGCAAUUAGUCGUGCGAGGUUUAUUUGAAGCAAUGAGGUGUACGUUUGAGAUUUGCUAGUAAAAUUAAAGAUUGAAUGUAGUCUGAACUUCUUGAUGUCCCUGUGAAUCACUUCUUUUCCACCUGUAAUUCUUUUGAUGGAAGACGAACUGGGGCUCCCUUUCUACUGUUUGUGCUGAGUAUUGUGUGGAGAGGUGGUGAAUGAGUAAAGAUACAUUUGGUGAUGGUUCAGAUGUGGGAACUGCCCUGGAUGUGGUUGCUGCUGAUGCUGCCCUGGGAAAAUGCCUUGAUAGGGAAUUAACACCAUUCAGUGAUGGGCUGUGGGACAAGCAAAGUGCUUCCCGAGCCCCCCAAAGAUGUGCAGCUAGAUCUGGUUAAAAAAGUAGAACCUUACACAGGCCACAAUGACAUAUACAAGCAUUUCAUCAAGGAUGAUUGUGGGGCUGUCAUCAAAGCUGGCUCUCCCUCACCUCCACGUCAUACUAACCCGUAUCCUGGUAACCACCUGCCUACCCACAUGGACCAGUCUGAGCCCCGCAAGAACAAGGUGGCUAAGUACCGUGCUAAAUUUGACCCCAGAGUGACAGCAAAGUAUGACAUUAAAGCCCUGAUUGGAAGAGGAAGUUUUAGCCGUGUUGUGCGGGUGGAACACAAGGCUACCAAGCAGCCCUAUGCAAUCAAGAUGAUAGAAACCAAAUACCGUGAGGGGAGAGAAGUGUGCGAGUCAGAGCUUAGUGUGCUGCGACGGGUCCGGCACACCAAUAUCAUCCAGCUUAUUGAGGUGUUUGAGACCCAGGAUCGCGUAUACAUGGUGAUGGAAUUGGCUACUGGGGGGGAACUGUUUGAUCGAAUCAUUGCUAAAGGCUCCUUCACUGAGAGAGAUGCUACACGUGUGCUGCAGAUGGUAUUGGAUGGUGUCAAAUACUUACAUACACUGGGUAUCACGCACCGGGACUUAAAACCAGAGAAUCUGCUGUAUUACCAUCCCGGAACAGAUUCAAAAAUCAUGAUUACAGACUUUGGACUGGCAAGUGCUCGGAAGAAGGGAGACGACUGCCUGAUGAAAACCACUUGUGGGACCCCGGAGUACAUAGCUCCUGAGAUCUUGGUCAGGAAGCCCUACACUAAUUCCGUGGACAUGUGGGCUCUGGGUGUGAUCUCAUACAUCCUCCUCAGCGGCACUAUGCCCUUUGAAGAUGACAACCGCACCCGUUUAUAUCGGCAGAUCCUGAAAGGAAAAUACAGUUACUCAGGGGAGCCCUGGCCCAGUGUGUCCAACUUGGCCAAGGAUUUCAUUGAUCGUCUGCUCACAGUGGACCCCAGUGACAGGAUGACAGCCCUUCAAGCCCUGAAGCAUCCAUGGGUGGUCAGCAUGGCAGCCUCUUCCUCCAUGAAGAACCUACAUCGUUCCAUCUCUCAAAACCUUCUCAAGAGGGCAUCUUCCCGUUGUCAGAGCACCAAGUCUGCACAGUCUACCCGCUCCAGCCGCUCCACCAAAUCCAACAAGUCACGGCGGGUGCGGGAACGGGAGCUGCGAGAGCUCAACCUGCGCUACCAGCAGCAAUACACUGGCUGAGCAUUGCAUGGGAACCUGCCAGAAGUCUCUCCAGAUGCCUUCCCUGUGGUGGAGGUGCGCAGCACCCCUUGCCGCACACAUGCUCAGUGAGGAACAUCCAGGUUCCUCCCUCCCUUCCUUCGGGUGUCCCCCCUGUGACCAUGAGGUGUGGAGGAAAAGGAACCUUGUGGUGGCCAUCGCACCCUGCGAGCGCUCCUGGGUGAGCUGAGCCACAGGGUCUCAACGCAGGAAACAAGCAGGAGUAGCAAAAUCCUUCCCUGAGUCCUCGUGGGCUCAGAGCAAAGUUCAGAGCCUCAAGUAAUAAGCGAAUUAAGGAGCCACACAAGGAGAAGAGCUCCCUCCAUAGCCCAGGAGCUUGGUUGUUCAUAGUUAUUUAUUAAUUCUAGAGUGUUAAGUUUCUCUCACUUCCAUAUUAAAAACAAAAUCACUUUAUGUGUGCAUGUGUGUACAUGCACGCGUGUGCGUGCACGUAUGCAUGUGUAGGCGUGUAUAUGUAUUUAAAAAUCAUAUAUAUAUAUAAAUUUUGGGCUGGUUUAGUCAGACUUUGUGAUGCCUUUGCAGUGAAGCUGAUAUGAGUCACAUGCAGUUAGAACUAGGGUAGCUCUGACUCAGCCAGCGCACUGCCCACCAGCUUCUCAUCCUGAUUCAGUGCCGAGGAGAUGCCAGGCAGCAGUUUUCCAUGACAGCUGUGAAGCUGAGAGGUUUCCCCCAAGGGCUGCCAUUGGCAUGAUGACGUCAAGGUUUACUCAAGUUGUGUGAGAGUUGCUGUGGAAAUUGGCAACCAAACUGAAGUGCUGCCAACUUGGAGCUGUAGUCUAAGUCCUUUUAUCCAGACUGGGUGCUCCUGAUGGAGGGGUAGGAAGAGGACAGUGAUCCUGCUUGAGCUUCAUGGUUCACAGAAAGGCAGGUUUUCUAGAGGUUCCUUGCUGUCCUCCUUGAACUGUCCUGCAGCAGUUCUCUGUUAGGGGAAAGGGUGCUUGUGAGUUGUUGGAGAGCAGCUGUAAGGAGCAGUAUGUAGGAAAGGCAGAAGGGAGAGUUCUGCACUGUUGGGGCAGUUACUUUGCAUGUCUCUUGAGGUGUAAACACAAGAACAAAUGCAGGCACUCAGUUGUACUGUAGGGGCUUUUUUCCUGGGUGCAGCAGGACCAGUUCCUACUGUGCAGGGUUCGUUCUUGUUGUGGUGACUUAGCCCUUUCAGCGCUGCAACCUGUUAUGCAUCUUGCAUCCUUCAGAUUGAUGUUUCUGACCGUGUUGCUUCAGCACACGGAAACUUUGGUUCUUCCAAGUAUUGCUCCCUGGCUCAGAUUUUACUGCAGGGCUCCCCUGCUCCGCACACCUGUUCUGCCCCAGGGUAGCCGCUCCUGCUCUGGGAAAGUGAAAUGGUGUCGUGCAGCUGCUGGGAUGGCCACAAAUCCCUCUGCAGGGUCACGGUGGGGGCCUGAGUAGCAGAGGCCCAGUCCUGGGGUGUCGGCAGCAAUAACGCUCAGGAGACAUUGCACAAAAACCUUCUUCAACUGUUAGAUAGGGCUGAAAUCCAACAUGAAAAAUCUGCUUUUCAGGUUGCCUUGUGCUAGGAAUGGAGGGGCCUCUUGUGAAGGGCCUCUCAGGGAAGAUGGGUGCUCGUAGAGCUGAGCUUUGCACACAUCCACUGAGUUGUUAUCCCUCGCUAGUCAGUGCAGCAGAGCAAGGCUGUUAGCAUGUUCAAUCUCAGGGCAGAUUUGACGUCUUGAAAUAGCAUAAACAAGGCUGGCAGUGAAGAUCAAUGCUGGAUUUUGAGGAUUUCCGUAUGAAGCCAUACAGUUUGCUUCAUACUGUGCACUUAGGAAGUGCUUUCUCAGCUCUAGGCUGGAGAAGUAGUCUCUGCACACACCUGGGGCCCGUAAGGGGCUGGCGAGCAUGGCCUUUCCGCAAUAGGAUUGAUGUCUGUGCUGCUGUGUUUUAGUGUUGUAAGUGAUCUGUUGUAUUUCCAGGGAGCUCUAACUCCUCUGUCCACAGCCCUCUUGCUCAGCAAACAGCAAAGCAUCACAGCUUCAGAGGGAGAAGACUUGAGUUUUCUGUGCUAAGAAAAAAGAGGAUUUCUGAGAAUGCGUUUUCCACUCCAGAGCUAGGAUGGGCCAUAACUACAGUGAGCACAGCUGGGUGUUCCCAAGCUUGCUAUGGGGAAUACGAGUGAUGAAACCUGAGAACAGCACUGUCCCUCACACAUGUGUAGCAAGAGAGAAUUCAAAAUCCGUUGCAUGGUGUUACAUAUGAUUUUGGAAACUCUGGAUCCUUUGCAGGCUGCCCUUUUGCUCAGUGGCCAUCCUCCCUUGUCACAUAUAGCCUUCUCUUUCCUCAGUCAGCGUCAACUGAUAUCACAGAGUUACCAAAAACUGGUUUUGUCUUUUUUCCCAGCUCUAUGGACUACAAAAAAGAUUUAUUUGGCUUCUUUUACCCCUUCAUCUAGUUUUCCCUGUUUCUUUACCAUGUAUUAGAACUACAAACUAGAUAUGUUUUCUGACAGAACAGGCAGCUCACCACAGUUUUCUUCAUAAACAAUUCAGGGCCCCUCAUUUUGCUGCAAACAGCUCUUCAAAGCAGCAGCCACUUCAAGACAGGUAUUAACUGGGAACUUCUUACCCUAAACAUUAAGAGAUGGCAGGAUGGUCUCUCAGAAGGCUUCUAUUUUUCAAGCCACUGCUUGUAACAGCUUUCUGCAAGUUUGGAGCAUCACACAUAACCACUUGGAUCUGUAUUGUCUAGGUAGGUGUUUUCAUGGCCCUCCCCAGAUUAUCUAGCAUGUUUCUUCUUAAAAUAGGUAUUUUAACCUAUGCAAUAAGUCAAACUGAUGAACUGAGCCAAGACCUCUAGAAUCUGACACCUUUCCAGUAACCACUAGACUUUCCAUAUGCACAUAUUUUGUACAGGCCUGUAGCCACAAUGUUCCUUUAAGCUUUCCCUUGCAGGGGAUAAAAAUGAAGGUGAAGAGAAGAUCGGGGUGUUGAGUUCUGACCUGACCAAGCUUGUUUCUCUGCCUUCAAAAAGCAGAAUAAGGGUCUUUUCAUCUAUGCCAAUUUUUUGCUUUAUUGCUCUUGAGCAAUUGGAUUUGCACCAGGAAAAGUUGUAAGUGAUGUUGAUCAUUGUAAGUUUGGGGUGGAAUACGUUUUUGGAAACAAGAUAUUGCUAUAUAUGUUUGUGUCACUGUUAGUUUUCUGCAGUGAUGCUCUAUGGCCAGGAGGUCAGUUGACAGAAGAGAGGAUUCUUCAGAUAUAUGAGCAAUAUGGGAUGGCUGCAGGUUGCAUCUCUGUUGUAUGGAGAUGCUUCUGAUCCUCAGGCAUCACACUGAUUAGGGAACUGCGCCGAAGAGGACCAAGUCAGUCCCAUGAGGGGCUUUGGCUUUUCUAGAAAAAGAAUUUCAAUUCUCUUUAUAAAUACAAUGUUUUCUCUUGUAUGGAAAAAUCAAUGUACGCAUGGGGAUAGUCUUUAUGUGCUCUCCUUUCAUCAUUUGAUUAUAACAGUCUUGGUUCAAUCCCUCUUUUUUUUUUUUUAUUCAGUAUUUACAGGACCUCUUUUACCCAGAAAAUAACAUGCAUAAGGGGAGAGACUAGCAGAGCUCUGUCCAAGUGUCUUUUGAAGACCCUGGUGACCUUUGUAUUUUCACUUUGCCCAGAAAGCCGUGAUGGUCCAAAUGCUGCAAUGCAAGGUCCAAGUUAAGAACAAUUCCUAGGGUGCUUUUAUCUUUGGAUCUGUUCAGGGGGGAGAGCCAGUGUGCUGUAACUUUGAGCACUGGUUCAGGUGCCUUCAGUCUGCCUUCUAAGAAGCUCUUCACUGUGAACCGUAGUGAACGUCCGUCUUCAUAUAUAUUCCACAGGCGCAUCUCAGCUCUCAGUUUUUCUUGAGUCUCAGGAGUUUAUGCUUUUCAGAAGUGCCUUGUUUGGAGAUUUCAGAAGUUUAAAUCUCUCUGAAAUUUCUCCUGCUCCUAAGUUUAGUUUUUAAAUCUGCUUCUUUGAGCUCUUAAUGGUGGUUCUCAGUUUGGCUCAUGGUGUUUUUGGAAGACUUCCUCUAGUGCAGAAUUACCCGGAAGAAUGCAGGUAGCAAAAUGUGCAUGUCCCAGGCAAUAGCUGAGUUCUGGUCUUCUGUGUUAGCUGGGGCACAAAUCUCAGUAAAUGAGCGCUUUUGUUUUCCGUACGUUUGCUAAUGCAAUGAAAAUGAAGCUGGAAUGACAUCUAGCGGCAAAUUGCAGCAUAUCCUUAUCCACAUGCAUCCCCCUUCUAGCUAUGUUCCCACUGUUUCAGGAUGAGAUGGUCUUAGAAAGAGGAAUCGGGGUUUGGUGUGCUGAAGGACGGGCCUGGGCAUUACCACUCCAGCAGUCCUAGAGGUUCAGCAACCUGCACAGUGACAUGUAGAUGAUAAUGUCUUACUGAGGACCUGUCACAUGGCACUGUUUUCUCUCGUACUGAUCGUUAAUCCUGAAGAACAGGCUUUUACCGCGCAAAGGUACGAGCACAUGUUCACGUGCACCCACGAGAAGGGGACUCAGUACUGGGGAAAUGACACUGUGCAGUAAGCCUGCCAGUACCUUGAGGAAACGUUCACAACCAUCCUGCCUUGGGGGCACAGCUCAGGUGACGCUAGGAGAAAACCAAGGCUAAAGAUGCUGAGGCUAGAAGCACAAGGUUUUGGACUUUCCCCCAUCAUGAGACACGAUGGAGCAGCUCAGGGUGUUGCUUUCCAGCAUAUUCCGCUUCAGGGAAAAGCAGUUUUAAGGAGUAAAGAGAAAUAUGUAUAUUCGUCUUUUGGAACUUAGCGGUACUGUGUAAAACAAUCUCUCGUCUUGCCCUGGGAGUUUGCCUGCUCUCUUGGGGAAGAGAAUUACAGCUUCAAAGAAUGUUGCCUAUUGAUUCUUUGAUAUUUUGGAGAGUUAUUGGAAAUGAAUGUAAAAAGGUCUUCCAGAAAUAACAUUAGGUAGUCUUCAGUCUAUUAAGCUUUGCAUUCAGAUUUUUGCACACACAAUAUAUUUUUCUACGUGCGUUGCUUAAACAGCAAUCACUUGUAUAUGUUUGAUUUACUUCUCACCCUUCUCAGGCUUCUGAAAACGAACAUGUCAGCCCAGCAGCAGCAGAAACAUGCGUUCCUUCAAUCCAGAAUAAGCCUGUGCUAUUUAACGCUGAGAUUGUGAUAGCAUCCAGAUGUCCUGCCAGUUCCUGGGCUCUGUUGUGCUUGGAAACCUACAAGCAUACAUGGAAGACAGCUUUAUAGCCUUGUGAUACAUGUAAGCCCAGACAAGAGAGUUCUGACCUGCUGGCUUAUUUAGUGAUGUGGAAACCAGCUGCGGUAUAGGGCCAGCAUUAGAUGUUUGUUUUGGAAAUGAUAAACUCUCAGACUAUUAACUUCUUUGAAAUUUGGAUAAUUUCUUCCUUUCAUUCAGAUGUUUUCUGCUCUGGUAAUUUACAUUCAUUUGCAUAGCCUGCUCCAUUUCUGGAUCCUGCUUUCUGCCAGAGCCAUAGUGUUUGGUCGAAAGACCAAUAUCAAUUUUUGUGUAAUGCACAAACUGGAAUAUGACUUGUGGAUAACUCAGCUACUGGGGCAGCAAGCCUGGAAUUGGCUCUGCAGGAGCCAUGCUCAGUCCUGGAGCAAGGUAACAGCAUUUGUGUUGUGCUUUGCAGGUGGGAGAAUGCUCCCUUUGAGGACCCCGCAGUGCAUCAGCCUUCACCUUUCUCUGUGGCCUCUCCGUUAUGUAUGUUCUCACUGUCAUUUUGUGGGUGUGCAUUUACCUCGUUUGGGAUUGCUCCUGUUGUUCUCUUGCUCAUCGAUCCCACACUGGGGCAACUGAAGCUGGCUGUGUGAAUGUAGGUGCUUCCCUGGUGACCCAUCAGUUCUGGUGGAAAUAAUCUGAGAAUAGUUGGGGAUGAACUGAGCAGGGUCACGCACUGUUCAUCUUGCUCCGAUAACUUGGUUAGAACCUAAAUGAGCUGCCCAGUGUAGGACCGUCUCUGUAAGGACCUCAGAGUGAAUCAGGACUGAGUGGGCUCGCUAGAGAGGAUGGCCUGGCUGCUACUUGCCAGUCUCCAAGCACAACUGCUGCCAUUUGAAUUUGCAGCUUUACUGAGUGUCAGAGGACGGAGGUGAGAGAGGGGGCAGGCCACUCGUUUCCAUUGUAUGUUGGUGUGGUAACUGUGCUAUUUUACAGCAGAUAUCAAGGUGGUGUUCUUAGGGUGUUCUGUUCCCCGAGCAAGUGUUUCCUUGGGGCUUGUCUGUGCUGUCUGUCUGGAGUACCUGGGUUAUCUGUAUGUGCUGUCAUCAUUCACAUUUGUAGAGUAACAGGCUUGGGAAGAACGGUCAGCAAUAAUGUCAUGUACUGCUAGUGCGGAUUGCACUGUAAACAGAGACGUGAGAGUCUCUGAUCACUGUUCAGACUACAUCUCAUUAUGUUCUUCCUCCCUAUCAGCACAUUUCUGGUUAGGAAGGAUGUAGCUUGCGUGUCAGAAUAUCGUCUGUCUUUCCUUCCUAUGCAGUCCAGCCAGCCUUACCUGCAUGGGUGGUGUGUGUGAGAGAAGCUGUAUGUGUGUUACCGUUGUAAAGAGAUGACCUUGUACAGUGUAUAACACUAACAAGCCUCUUGUUAGACUGCGUGGGGCCACCUUCCUGUUUUAGAUGAUCAUACUACAGAUUCUGAGGGCUUGGGGGCUUUGUUUUUUGUUUUUCUUUUGACAAUAAAUGAAAAUCUCAAUUUUUGACUUAAUUUAGUAUUUUAAAUGCUGAGAAGAAAAACCAAGAUUGGCUUUUGGGAUCAGACCCUCUGGAGGAGUCACAAAAUGUUGUCUGCUAUUAGUGUAUUCCAGAUGGGCCCUUGGAUGUGCAGUGAGGGUGGCUGUGUCCCAGUCUCCCGUGACCCCACGCAGUCUGUGGGCCCAACUCAGAUUCAUCCUGGAAAAUGUAACAAAGUGCCUGUACCACUCGGUGCUGGAUACCCAGCCCCAGGUGGUAUGCACCGCUCCUCGGAGGUUUUUGGUGCUUUUUCUGACCACUCAGUCUCCUCUUUCAGCCUGGAUUAAAAAUGCAGCUUUCGGGUGCUGCAGAGGCAGGUUCCUGUGAGAUUCCUGUCAGAUAUGCAUUAUUGAGCAGCAAACUUGCCCAAAAAUGUGAAGCAGCAGGGAUGCGCUGUGGUAAUGGCAUCACGGAACUUGGUACCCUCCACCCUUAAGUGUCCCUUUGGUGGAGAGAGCAUGGGAGGCAGCAGGCUGCUGUCGCCCAGUGAUGGUUUUCCUUCAUCUGCUUGUCUCCUGCUCUCCUCCUCUGCACAGUAAUACUGUAGAUCCCUUGUGUGUGAUGGACAAGCUACUUGCUGCUGUUGCAAAUGUAUUGCACUGUGUUUAUCUGUUGAAUGUGGAAGAGAUCCUGGUCCAAACUAGGUAUGUGUGAGAAACGAGCACCUACCACAAGUACACACAGAUGCUGUGGGUUUUCCUGUUGCUUUUCACUACAGAAAGACACUUCCCAGGAAGCUCUCGGGACUGGAGGUCUUCCGGUGCUUGCUGUUAUUUUUGGUUGCCAAAUUUCCUGUGCUGGGUUGGAGCUGCUUGGAAGUAAUCCUGUCACGUCCUGUUCAUCUCCUAACAGGGGCUGUUUGUCUUGAGAAGAAUCCAGUUCUGUGACUUGCCUUUGACUCCUGUUUUUACACUAAGGACUGUUUUGCAGAAUGAGGUCUGAACCAUUGUAAUUAGUCUGUAACAUUAUGAUUAGAGUGUACAGAAUUAUUUAUUUUGUGUACUCAGUCUGUUAAACAUGUAAAUGUAUUCUGUGUAUCCGA
Molecule: messenger RNA, 9539 nt
Organism: Dromaius novaehollandiae (emu)
Lineage: Eukaryota; Metazoa; Chordata; Aves; Casuariiformes; Dromaiidae
Gene: PSKH1
Product: protein serine kinase H1
Exons: 5
Coding region: 488-1750 (420 amino acids)
Biological process (GO): protein phosphorylation
Molecular function (GO): protein kinase activity; ATP binding
Source: RefSeq, a predicted model, not a curated record